UGCUUUAGCUUGUCUAUGGCAGUACUCAACAAAAAAAAAGCAAUGAACUAAAAUGAGAAAAAUGAAAUUUGCUUGUUACUAAUGUUUCAUUUAAUUUGUGAGAGAGUCCAGUAGUUUUGUACGUUUAAUAGUAUUUCAAUAAAUACAAGAAAUACAAUUAGAUCCAAAAAGUAAUGGUUGUAUGUUGCUGCGUUAAAACAGUACAAUGGCGAAACGAAAGAAGGCAGCAGCAAAAACUGUGGCGACGCGUCGUACAACCCGAAGCGCCAAGCAGCAGGCCGAAGCAGCGUCGGCCGCUGACGGUGAGGCUUCUGGCUCAGUCGAGGCGACCACCUCUGAAACCAGCCAGGCAACAGAGCCAGCACCUACCGAUGCAACUACUGCUCCCGAGUCACAGGCUCCAGAGGCACCAGAAACGUCAGAAUCAUCAGGCCAUGCCAUUACUAAACCUUGUCAAGUACCAAUCGUAGCGUUGCAUAAGAAAUUCGGUAAAUAUCGAUGUUUAUUCAACAAUGAUGAGACAUUUACUAGAAAAUAUGAUAUUGGUAGUGACAGUGAAACAAAUAGUAGUGUAGAAAUAAGAGUUGUUGAUCCUUGUGCGAGCUCCGAGUCAGAUUCCAAUGCUGCUUUAGACACACAGUCUGAUACUAAUAGUGGGGCUAAUUUGAGUCCAUUGAACAGUACAACAAUAACACAGAGCAAUUCUAGAGACAUAUCACCUGUACCUGCACUGACUGAAUUAUCAUCAAAUUGUGAAACACCACUAUUGAACAAAGAUGAAGGAAAUGAUAAGUGUAUGGAGUUAAAUACUAUUGAUUUGAUUGAAACUGACUCCACUCCUAGUAUUAAUGACAGUCAUCAAGUUGUAGAUGAUCCCUACAAGGAAUCAAAGAUAGAAGAAAUACAGGUUGAAGACAUUCCAUUGGAAGAAGAACAAAUAGAAUUUACAGGGGAUGAUGAUGAAGUCAUUACAAUUGUUCAGAUAGUAGAAGAUGACCACCCAGAGCUUUAUUACAACAUUAAGAUUGAUAGUCCACAAGAGCAUAUAACUGAACAUAUUGAUCAUGAAGAGAGUAAGGAUAAUUCACAAAACACUGAUUUCCAAGAACAUUUUGAAAAGUUAAAUAUUGCAACAUCAGAUUCAAACAUUCCUAUGGAAUGUUCAGAAGUGAUUGAGAUUGCAUCCUCACCAUGUCUAACUCCUGACAUUCAAUAUAAAGAAAGUUUAAAUGAAGUUCUAAUGAGACCUGACCCAAGCCUCACACCAAGUUCUACACUAUCAGAUGAUAGUAACUCAUCCAGGGUGGCAGAACCAAACCAGAAUAACUCAAAUGAUUCAGCUGAAUCUUCUCCUACUGGUGUUAGGAGAUCCAGCCGCAUUAAGACAAUAAGCAAUUUGAAACAGAAAACAAAAGGCUAUGGGUUAGUGAAAACACCAUUGAAGAAGGCUUUGAUAACACAGACAAAGCUGAAACUUGAAGAAAUUGGAUCUGACAGUCAGGACAAAUCUUGUGAAUCUUUGCCAGGUACUACGCCUAAUUCACCUUCAUUUCCUGUGCCUUCUGAGAUGCCUGUGAAGGUGAAGUCUCGGUGGCGUAGGUCUAGUGAGUUAGAGAUGGGUGCUGUCUCCCCUGCUAACUCACCCUUGGCAAGCCCCAGUCUGCCUCAGCGGUUACCCCCAGUUGCUGAAAGUCCCAGCUUACCAGAAGAAGAACAACAUGCACCUCCUUUAACAAAAGAAGAUUAUGACAGAAUAAUUGAGGAAAGGAUGAACCAGUACCAACAUUUGGACGAAAAUGAGUAUUUAUGUGAGAGAAUGAUUAGUAAGGAGACAAAGAAAAUGACUUGUGACUGUUUUAUGACCAAAGAAGAAUUAGAGAGAGGAGAACUGGCUUGUGGAGAGGACUGCCUCAAUAGACUGCUUAUGAUUGAAUGUAAUUCCCGAUGUCCAGUAGGUGAUAGGUGUACCAACCGAAGGUUCCAGUCUAAGGAAAAUGCACCUCUUAAGGUUUUCUAUGCAGACAAGAAGGGGUGUGGUGUGGAGGCUAGUGUUGAUAUACCAGCGGGUGAAUUCCUUCUCGAAUAUGUGGGCGAAGUGCUUGAUUACGAGCAGUUCUACAAGCGGGCUCAGGCAUAUUCGGCUGAGAACAACCUGCAUCACUAUUUUAUGUCGCUGAAGGGCGACACGGUCAUUGACGCGACACUCAAAGGCAACAUAUCACGUUUCAUCAACCACUCGUGUGAUCCCAAUGCUGAGACACAGAAGUGGACUGUCAAUGGAGAGCUCCGGAUUGGAUUCUUCAGCAAGAGGGACAUUGUUGCAGGAGAGGAACUCACAUUUGAUUAUCAAUUCCAGAGGUUUGGAAAGGUGGCGCAGCGCUGUUACUGCGGCGCCGACAACUGCCGCGGCUGGAUCGGGGGCGAGCCUGACUCCGACGAUGAAGAUGACGAGGUACGACGAAUAACGGAGGAGGAAGAUGUGUCUACCUCAAAAUCUGGUACAACAGAGUCCUCAGAGGAGUCCCAUGCUACACCGACAGAGCAGCCGCGACCGAAAGUUCGCCGACCCAGGAAGGACCGCACCUACAAACCCAAAGCUCCUGACUUGGUGCAGGAUGCUGACAUUGAAGAAGACCUGGAAGCCUUGGGCCGCACCGGCGUAAAGAACCAGAGUCAUACACUCCGGCUGUCCCGUACCGUGGUCCGAGCCAAGACACGGCGAGCACAGACUGCCUUACUGCGGCUACUGCGGGACGCUGACCUUCCUUGUAGAAGACUGUUCCUUGACUACAGGGGUCUUAGAUUACUGGCGCCUUGGUGCAGUGAUGCUCCACUAGAUUUCAAGCUAGAGAUGCUGCAAACAGUGGACCGACUGCCGAUCCCCAACAAGACGAUGGUGCAAGAGAGCCGUUUCUUCACCAUCGUGGAGCGAUGGCUGAGCGCCGCCGACGUGCCGCAGCCUCCGCCUGACAACGUCUUCAUUGAUGAGGCUACUGGUUUACCUAUAGAACUACCAAACAGAAAUAGUCAAGAGAAUCUCUCGAGUCCAGAAAAGGCUAAAGACAAUGCAGCUAUACUGGAGAAGAUUAAGGAUCUGUCAAGUCAACUGUUGGAAAGAUGGUCUAGUUUGAAGGAAGUGUUCAAAAUACCGAAAAAGGAACGGAUACAGCAAAUGAAAGAGCACGAAAGACAAGCCAAUGUUGAGAGGCGAGCGGCUGACUCGAGCGGGUCGCGGGAUCGGGACAGAGACCGCAGGGACGACCGCGACAGAGACCGCAGGGAGGAGAGGGAACGUGAUAGGGAGAAAGAAAGGGACAGAGAUAGGGAGCGAGACAGGGACCGGGAGAGAAGUGACCGCGAACGUGGUGAGAGGGACCGCGGGGAAAGAGACCGUGAUAGGUACAGAGAUCGCGACAGAGACCGCGACAGGGAUAGAGAUAGAGAUGACAGAGACAGGAGGAAACGAAGGAGCAGUCCGGAGGGUAGGAGGAGUAUCAGGCUAAGCGACCGUGUACUGGCCGCAGUGCCACCGAUGACGAAGGAGGAACGCCGUCGUGCCUUCGCGGAGGCGGCCGCGGCCGCGGACGAGUCGAGGAGACAACGAGAACGGAUGCAACACGCUGGCUGGCCUGCUUACUGGCCGCAGGCUGACGCUUUCCAACAGCAAAUGUUCCCUGGUGGUAUGGUUCCCGGUGGCCCCAACAUGAUGAGUAACAUGAACAAUAUGAACAACAUGGGCAACAUGGGUGGCAUGGUAUGCGGAGUGCCUGGCCUAGUACCUGACAUGCCCGCGGACUGGAUGUCUCACGAAUUCCCUCCUGCGCCCUUCUGCCCGCCUUUCUGUAUGCCACAAGCUAAUAUGAUGGGCAUGCCCGGGUUCCCGAUGGGUGGGUUUAUGUUUGGGCAACAGGUUGGCCCGUCCGGACAACCUCCCUUCCCACAAGUACAACCGCAACCUGAUCAACCACAACAACAACCUUCUACAGCAGCCGCAGCUCCGGCCGAAGACCUGAAAGACAUAGUGCUGCCGUCCCUAUGGCGCAGCGCCACGGACGCCCGCGGCCGCACCUACUACUACCACGUCAAGCUGCGGCAGCCGCAGUGGAUCCCGCCGCCACUGCCCACCGAGCCGGAAGAGAGUUCGUCAGAGGAGGAGGAUGAGCUCCCGUCUUCAGGCCUGGACAGUCCGCUAGUGCGACGGCAGACCAAAGGGAAGGUCGUGGAAGGAGUCAAUGGCAUUUACGAAGGUGGGGAGACCGACUUUAUUAAAGAGGAGAGUCACAACGGCCUGAUUCCUGACCACGCGCUAGUCAGCCUCAAACCAAGGAAACGAAGACCUGGACUUGUCUCCGAAAGACCUAUUAGUCCUAGGACAGAAGAAGACAAACUCGCAGGAAGGCUUGAAGUGAAGCGGUAUAAGCAGACUAAGGAGAAACUACGCAGGCGCCGAGAGAAGAUACUACAGAAAGUGCGACUUCUCGCCGCCAACAAAUCGCAGCGGAGAUUCAAAGGCAGCGUGAUGGACUUGAAAGAUAAAGAGAAGGACAGAGAUAUGGGAAAAGACUUAGAGACUGAAAAAGAGAGAGUUGUUGAGAAAGAAAUAACGAAGAGAAUGGAGAUUGAGACCAUAGACAUUGAGAAGAAGGAACAUGUGAAGAAACAUGAGCCUGAAAUAAAGCAAAUGGUGGAAUUAGUGGACUCAGAUACUGAUUCUGAAGACUCGUCGACUGAAGAAUCGACUCCGGCGACGGUACAAGAAAACCCGAUUGAGAAGCCAGCCAUGUUGGAGGCGUCCCCGUCUCCAGUAGCGGCGGCGCCACAAUCCCCGCCAGCCUCGGAGGGCGCGACCUCCAUGAGCACUGAAGAGACAGCUCGCAAGAUCAAGGAGCAGUUCCGCUGCAGCAUGGCGCGGGUCAUGGUGCAGCACCUCAACCCGUACAGACAUCCUGACGCGCCCGCCGCGCGGAUCACCUGCACGGCCGACUUCAAACAUUUAGCUAGAAAGCUUACACACUUCGUAAUGCUUAAAGAGCUGAAGCAUUGUCGAUCAGUCGAUGAACUAGUAGUGACUGACUCAGUGCGCUCUAAAGCGAAGAUGUUCGUCAGAAAGUAUAUGGCCAAGUUUGGACCUGUCUAUAAUCGGCCUCCGGAGGAGAUCGAUUAGCACAGGAAGGCCGCGAACCGGCCGGACACCUAGCGUUUGGGACGCCUCGAACAUGAACAUACACUAUAAAAUGUUACACCUGCAUGGACUUGUUCAACAAAUAGUGACAAACAGUGCUAGCUCUAGUUUUAAGUGACUUUACCAGCGUUAAACUGAUCACUUCAUUGAUUGAUCAGUCCAUUCACUGAUGUACACCAGAUUUAUAUUUUAAACUCACUAAUAAAGACAGUGAUUUUAUAGAUUCUCACCUCACGGACUGAUAUGCAAUAGUGAAUGUAAACACUAUUUAAUUUAUUUACACCAUUUUUUUUAAUUAAUGACAAUUGCAUGUGAUUGCUGUCCUCGGUGAUUGUAAAUGAUUUUGUGGGACAAAGGAAUUAAGAGAUGUCGAGAAUGAUAGUAUGUGAAACAUGUACUGCAUAGAAAAUAGAAACUGAACUAUACUGUAAAUAUAGUGUAAGUCCAUAUAGUUAAUAUUUUUGUUUUAAGAAACACCUCUUUAGCAUAUACUGUAUUGUAAAUUACGUGAUUCUGUUCUUAGACAUGAUUUUUAUAAAUGUUCACGGGACAAAUGCAAGAGAAAGUAUUUAUGUUUAUACUAUGAUCUCUGGAGUUUUGCUGGACAAUACGCGAACGCAACUCGAAUAAUGAACUGCAACGGUUUAAGUACACAGUAUUAUAAAAAUAGAUUUUAUUAUUAUGAACAGGUGUUUGCUGGUGUGUUUGGUCGAUGAGAUCACACUAAUAAUGUCUAGUUAGUUCAAUUUGUCGAUUUCAAAUAUCGAGACGUUCUCCUCACUAUCAUGAAAUUUGUAAGCUUUGCUUAAUUUGUAGACUGACUUCUACCAAUCAUAAUAAAAUAUUACACCUUUUCAUUGUUUCAAAUUUCUUUUUCAUUAUAUACUUCUUUUAUCAAAGUAGCUGAUUAAUUAAGGUACUUCUUCUUGUACCAAUAAAAUAUUUCAAAGUAGUUUUUUAAUAAUAUCGAGUAAGUUACUUCAAGUGUUCAAGGGCUACUCCCUUUUAGAUUUCAGUCUGAGAAAUUAGCUAGCUUUCUCACACAAUAAUUAUAAUAUUUUAUUACCUAAUUAUGAUAUAGAUUGGUGAUUAAAUAAGAUUUAUUAGCCAAUGUCUGAAUGACACGAUACAUUGAUUCUUGUGAAGGAGACAAUGAGAUUCCUAUGUAAUACCAAUUGAAUUUUUCACGAUUUAUUGUAGUAAGAAAUCUUGCUUUCGCUUCCUGUAUGUGCUUUUGCAGUGCAGAUAUAUGUUUUUGAGAAUACUGACUAUUAGGUUAAGCAAGCCGUAGCGAUAGUUGAACGCAGCCUCGGUUGCGGAACAAAACCAAACAUGAGUUUGUCGUCAAACUAAAUGAUAAGUUGAUAUGAAAUUAUGUUACAUUAAAUUGUAUAAAUCUCUGGUUUUGAGAUAGUCUUUAUGUGAUUCAUAAUGUUGUGUGUAAAUAGAUGUAAAUAUGAGUGACAUAGAAUUAUUGUCUGUUUCGGAUUAUAGAGUGAGCGAUUUUAUUUUUAUGAUGAAGUGUGUGGGCGCCUUGUCGCUUCUCGUGGUGACGAACGAUUUCAUACUUUGGAGUUUGGCGAUCAGAUCGAAGCCGUCGGAACAAAAUAAAUGUUAUUUCUUUUAA
Spodoptera frugiperda (fall armyworm) is the source of this 6809-nucleotide messenger RNA. It is a transcript of the gene Set2, whose product is annotated as histone-lysine N-methyltransferase SETD2. The record is from RefSeq and is a predicted model, not a curated record. Gene Ontology annotation, biological process: regulation of DNA-templated transcription. Gene Ontology annotation, molecular function: histone H3K36 methyltransferase activity; protein binding. The coding region runs from base 206 to 5164 and encodes 1652 amino acids. Gene Ontology annotation, cellular component: nucleus; chromosome. The transcript has 20 exons. Lineage: Eukaryota; Metazoa; Arthropoda; Insecta; Lepidoptera; Noctuidae.